Molecule: messenger RNA, 906 nt
Organism: Dovyalis caffra
Lineage: Eukaryota; Viridiplantae; Streptophyta; Magnoliopsida; Malpighiales; Salicaceae
Source: the annotation of a GenBank genome assembly
AUGGUGGUGGGGGAGACUUCUUUGGAGGAGAAGGAGAUGAGUAGUGGUACGGUGGAGGGGGAGAUUUCUGUGGAGGAGGAGGAGAUGAGUAGUGGUAGGGAGGUGGUGGAGACUUCUUUGGAGGAGGAGGAGAUGAGUAGUGGUAUGGUGGAGGUGGAGACUUCUUUGGUGGAGGAGGUGAGGUGUAGUGGUAUGGUGGAGGAGGAGACUUCUUUGGAGGGGGUGGAGAUGUGUAGUGGUAUGGAGGUGGGGGAGACUUCUUUGGAGGUGGUGGGGAUGAGUAGUGGUAUGGAGGUGGGGGAGACUUCUUUGGAGGGGGUGGAGAUGUGUAGUGGUAUGGUGCAGGGGGAGACUUCUUUGGUGGAGGAGGUGAGGUGUAGUGGUAUGUUGGAGGUGGAGACUUCUUUGGGGGAGGUGGAGAUGUGUAGUGGUAUGGUGGAGGAGGAGACUUCUUUGGAGGGGGUGGAGAUGUGUAGUGGUACGGAGGUGGAGGAGACUUCUUUGGAGGUGGUGGGGAUGAGUAGUGGUACGGAGGUGGAGGAGACUUCUUUGGAGGUGGUGGGGAUGAGUAGUGGUACGGAGGAGGAGGUGGGGAUGUGUAGUGAUAGGGUGGAGGUGGGGACUUAUUUGGAGCAGGAGGGGAUGAGUAGUGGUAUGGUGGAGGUGGAGACUUCUUUGGAGGAGGUGGAGAUGAGUAGUGGUAUGGAGGUGGUGGAGACUCCUUUGGAGCAGGUGGUGAUUUGUGAUGGUGCGGUGGAUGCACUAAAUGCUUCGGUGGAGGUGGGGACUCGUGCUUGUGAUGCGGGUAUGUCGAAAAAUGUUUACGGUGGUGAGGUGGUGGUGGAGAAGCAUAGUUAUAAGGCUUGUCAGCAACCACAAUUGUGGCUACAAUGCAAAAUGCUAUAG